UCACCAGAUAGACCGUUUUCCCGAACUGCGGAAUGCAGUCGCGCCAUCGCUACAAAUUCUGGCGAACAGUCCCUCACCUCUGCUCAGACCAAGAAAUAUAGCUUAGAGAUGGCGGUUUCGUUUUCGCCUCUGCAUUUCAAGCCUUCAUUCUCCUUCUCCUCCUCUCCCCUUCCCAAAUUUUCCUGCUCCAUUCGCCCUGCCGUCAUCCUUCCUGGUUUGGGGAACAACUCCGGGGACUACGACAAAUUAAGGCUUAUUUUGCAAAAGCGGUACGGAGUUCCCUCCGUGGUUGUUAAGGUGUCGAGAAUCGACUGGCUGAGGAAUGCUGCUGGAUUGCUUGAUCCUAAUUACUGGCGCGGCACUCUCCGGCCUCGGCCUGUCCUCGAUUGGUAUUUGAACAAAACUGAUGAGGCAAUCCAAGAAGCCAAGGAGCUUGCUCAAGGCGAGGCUUUGUCCUUAAUUGGGCACUCAGCAGGCGGGUGGCUUGCACGAGUCUACAUGGAAGAAUUUGGUAUAUCUCAUAUUUCCAUGUUGCUGACUCUUGGAACCCCUCACCUGCCACCUCCAAAACAUUUGCCAGGAGUGAUUGACCAGACGAGGGGGCUUCUGAAUUAUGUGGACAAAUACUGCUCAAAACCUGGUUACAAUCCUGAAUUGAAAUAUGUAUGUAUAGCAGGAAGGUACAUCCAAGGGGCUCGCUUGUUCAGUUACUCUGAUGCAAACACCAUUCCUGCAGCUGCUUCCAUCACCAACAACCAACCAGCUCCAGAGUUAACCAUCGCAAACACACCCACAUUCCGCGCUCGCUUCGUCGGGCAAGGAUAUAAGCAGGUGUGUGGGGAGAGUGAGGUAUGGGGAGAUGGGGUGGUUCCAGAAGUGUCUGCCCAUUUGGAGGGAGCUAUCAACGUUAGCUUUGAUGGAGUCUAUCACUCCCCAGUUGGCUCUGAUGAUGAACUCAGACCCUGGUAUGGUUCACCCUCUAUUCUUGAUCAAUGGGUUCAUCAUCUUCUCAAUUAAUCUUCUUGCUCACCCCUUUCAUUAUCUGUCUUAAUUGACUCACAAAUCAAUAAAUUUAUUCAUUUUUCCAUU
Molecule: messenger RNA, 1089 nt
Organism: Cucurbita pepo subsp. pepo (vegetable marrow)
Lineage: Eukaryota; Viridiplantae; Streptophyta; Magnoliopsida; Cucurbitales; Cucurbitaceae
Product: alpha/beta-Hydrolases superfamily protein
Cellular component (GO): chloroplast
Molecular function (GO): hydrolase activity, acting on ester bonds
Source: RefSeq, a predicted model, not a curated record